AUAGAACUACGCACUAGUCGACUGUGCCUAACAUGUCAUUUGGGAUUUACUGCAUGUUAAGCUAUUUAAAUAAAUUUUGUAAUUGAAUUUAUUUAUUAAAAUCAAAAGGUAAAUUGCCUAUAAUGCCUAAUUCCAAAAAUCUUCCCAACAAUCUGCGCCAAAAGCAAUAUUUUGGCCGUGAAAAUGCCAUCAAAACGGCAAAGAAAAUUCUAAAGAAAACUACCAACAAAAAAAAGACCAAUUCCAAGAAAAUCGAGGCUGCCACAACAAGCUGGAAUAAUUCGUCUACAGCAAAUCAUGAAGAUGAAACAGAUAUGAGUGCCACAUCUUCAGCUGGCACAAAAGUUGUAUCCAAAAUUUGGAAGAGAUCUUUUGAAUCAGCGGUCGAAAGCAAACAAAAAUUCAAGUCUUCGAAAAAUCGAUCAGCAAAAUGGGCCAAAUUUUCUAACACUUCGGAAAUAAGGGAGGAGACCUCAAGUUUAAGUCCUGGUAUGUCAUAUUCUGAUGCCUUGUGUGGAAGGAGUCGUUUCGGUGCAAUUACAGUUGAACAUCUUUUGACACAAACAAUCGAAGGCGGUUCACCAAAGAAGCCAAAGAAUACUUGGCUUGGAUUUUCCUUCAAUCAGAGGGAUGGCGUAGAAAAUGGCAAUGAAAAAGCGAUGGGAACCCCAUUACCAGAGACUAAGGGGACUUUACAGUCCUCAGUUAUAAACCCUGCAGAGAAGUCAAGUGAUGGAAAUGCUUUUAAUUUGAAAACAUUUUUAAUUAACUUCCCUGCAACUCCACAUCCAAGUCAUUGUCCCACAGAGUCUUUGAAAGAAUCCCCAAAGAUAGAUGUUUAUACUUAUUCAUAUUUCUCUUCGCCUGAUCAAUUGGAGGCUUUCAAAAAUGCAGGUGGUGUACGGCCAACAGAGUCAGUAGCCGAAUAUUCAAUUUGGUGCAAUAUUUUGCUUUGUUGUAGUUAUAUGGAACGGUUUUACCGCAAGGCAACUCUUGACUCAUGUCCACAUAAUGCAAAUAACAAUUCUUCUACUUAUACUGCCAGUGAAUGUGAUAGUAUUGGAAAUAACAAGGAUCAACUGAUGAUAUUUGGCACACCAGAGACUAUAUUCCGAGAUCCAUCCUCCUCAUCAAGCUUUGGCCAUAACUCGACCAGGGAAAGUUUUUCCAGCGCGGACUCGACGUUAAAUUCACAUGCAUUACCGCAGUCACACCAAAGACCCCAUCCUAAAGAGACUAUAAAAGCAUCGCCAACCUAUAAGUCUACUUCUCUUUUCGAUGAUAUUGUCGUGGACAACUCCAAUAAACGAAACGUAUUCAACGUCUUAAGCAGUUUCAGUAAUUUAAAAGCCACUACAUCAUCACGGCCACAACAAAGAAGCAAUCCAGCAAAAACUUUGAAUGAACCACCGACAUAUGAGUUUUCUCGCUUUUUUUAUGCCAUUAUUAGGGAUUACCAAGCUAAAGAAAACGUUUCUAAUAUCGAAUCGAAUUCAGCCAACAUAAAUGCAACUUUACAUCAAAGUAGCCACCCGCCAAAGUCCUUGGAGGAAGAUGGUUUUGCUCAACGCAAUCACCCACUAGCUUCAAUAUAAAUGCAAUGAAUACCUCUCAACCAAACACCAACACUGAUAGUUUUUUUCUCUUAAAUACGUCAAUGCAACUUAACCCAAUUAGAUAGAUUUAAUGAUGAAAUUUUGAUAAAUAUUUUCUUUGCUAAUAUCUUUUCAAUAUAUCCUAUUAAUAGAAGAAUAUCGUUGUAAAAUUUAA
Molecule: messenger RNA, 1770 nt
Organism: Stomoxys calcitrans (stable fly)
Lineage: Eukaryota; Metazoa; Arthropoda; Insecta; Diptera; Muscidae
Exons: 2
Coding region: 123-1595 (490 amino acids)
Source: RefSeq, a predicted model, not a curated record